Messenger RNA from Bipolaris zeicola 26-R-13, 507 nucleotides. RefSeq lists its product as uncharacterized. The coding region runs from base 1 to 507 and encodes 168 amino acids. The record is from RefSeq and is a predicted model, not a curated record. The transcript has a single exon. NCBI's taxonomy places the organism in Eukaryota, Fungi, Ascomycota, Dothideomycetes, Pleosporales, Pleosporaceae.
AUGCUUUCACACUACUCAAACCUCUUUGCCAAACCAAAGGCUCAAGCCAACCAGCCCCGUACUUCAACUACCUCUCUCUUCUUCCGCAAAAAUGACACAAAACCCAAACCCAAACCCAAACCAACAACCAAGAAACCAAAAGACACUCGCAGAACUCCGAGUCUUGUAUCCCGCUACGUAUCCUCCCCUAGCGUCACCUCCAUCUUGCAUCUAUCCCGCAAACCUAAACCCCAGCACAUGUCUCGCCUCGAGCCACCAAAAUACUCUAUUGGGGUACACUGCUCAUCCAACAAAAACACACGCGGCGCUCGUAGUAGUACGGGGCAACCGGAGUGGUACGUGACGUACCGCGCUAUCAUGGAUGAGGAGGAAAAGAGGAAGAAGAAGGUGCGCAAAGAGGAAGAUAGAGCGUGGGAGAAGGAGGUGAGGAGGGAUAAGGAGAAGUAUGCGAGGGAUAGGUUGGGGAAGGAGGGUGUGUUUGCGGAUGUGUUUGUGUUGUUGGGGUAA